Messenger RNA from Durusdinium trenchii, 1246 nucleotides. The record is from the annotation of a GenBank genome assembly. Lineage: Eukaryota; Dinophyceae; Suessiales; Symbiodiniaceae.
UUGAUUGAGCAAACACCCUGGCUCCCGCCGCUCUGGUACAAAAGCCGCCAUGGUGAAGCCGCCGCCGAAGAUGACGACCAAGGUCCCGUCCAAGGUCAUUGCUCAAGAUCUGCAACAUGCGAUGCAUGUCUUGAGCUCGCCCCACCGCAUCCGGGGCAUGGACCUCAGGUACCGGAAGAUCGGCGACCGAGGUGCAGAGUGCCUGGCUGAAGUGUUGUUGGAGAACAGCAGCCUGCAGAGGCUGGAGCUGGACUUCAAUGGCAUCUCCUCGGGGGGCGCGGCUCGUCUGGCCGAGGUCCUACCGAAGAACUCCACGCUGACGCACUUGUAUCUGUGCCACAACGCCAUCGACGACGAGGGCGCGAUCCACCUGGCGUCGGCCCUCGAAGCGGGCUGUGCGCUGAAUCAGUUGUACCUCUCCGGGAACCGCAUCACCUGCCGUGGUGCGACCGCGACGAUCUUGGCUGCUUUGCAGAAAUCUGGCGCGGUGAUAGAUAUUGACCUCUCCCUUCAGAGCGUGCCAGAGGACUGUAUCCAAGAGAUCAGGGCCGCGUUGCUGGCCAACGUUCAGACGAAGGCGGCGUCCCGAGCGUGAGCGGACCGACUCGGUCCGGGGGCCCGGACCCCGGUUGCGCGGGCCGCGCGGGCGACGCCUCAACGUCUGGACCCCACAUGGAGCGAUGCUUUGGACCUAUCAACGGAUGGGAAACCCCGGUGCCCAGAAAACAGCCACUGCUCGAACUCCGUGGCCGGGGUUGUUGGGGCUGUCUUCAGGAGGCGGAUGACCAAUGCGUUGGACGAAGACGGUGUUCCAUCUGGACAACGCCGAAUCAGUGAGACAUUCUGAGAAUGGAACCACUGAAUCUUGAUGAAGCUGUACACGAACUGAUCAUCUUGUUGCAGAAUAUGUUAUAGAAUAUGAAUAUUGCAAUUUGAUAGAAUCAGAUCAUCUCACACAACCGGCAUCUUUUGCCAGAGCAGCUUGGUGUUUUUUACAGUGUUUGAUUGCUAUAUAGGCUCUAAGCACUUUGAACCCGAUCCGAUGCUCACCCCCCCCGGUCAACGCGUCCCUUUCCGAAAGCCCUUUCGAUUCGAACGCGUCGACGGUCACCGUCGACGCGUCGUCCGGUGGUGCCGGAACGGGUGCGGUGCGGCGAAGAAGACGGUCCAUGGUCUUUGGACCUUUGAUUGGCAAGACACGCUUGAGACUUGAGAACUGUAGAGAUAGAUAGACAGAUACUGGUAG